This is a messenger RNA of Penicillium angulare, 1692 nucleotides long. Its product is annotated as MFS transporter. Gene Ontology annotation, biological process: xenobiotic detoxification by transmembrane export across the plasma membrane. The transcript is spliced from 3 exons. Lineage: Eukaryota; Fungi; Ascomycota; Eurotiomycetes; Eurotiales; Aspergillaceae. Gene Ontology annotation, molecular function: fluconazole transmembrane transporter activity. The record is from RefSeq and is a predicted model, not a curated record. Bases 1 to 1692 code for a protein of 563 amino acids.
AUGGAGACCUUACGUGACACUGCGUUCGGCAAGCUAGUCCGCCUAGCUACUCACUACAGAUGGAUGCAAUAUCCAGAAGAACAAGAUCCAUCAGUUUGGACAGAGUAUCUCAAAACCGAAAACAAGGAAGAAGAAACAACAACUUCCACAGCAGAAACGGAGAAUGAGAGCCCGGAUGAUCUAGAGGCCUGCGGGAUCUAUACCGUCAUGUCUCAAGCUUCGACUCGGACCCGACGGAUGUCUUCUGUGUCUACUAUUAGAGCUCCAGAGCAAUCGCUUGUAAUAAGCUGGCGUGGUCCUGAUGAUCCGGAGAAUCCUCAAAACUGGAGCACGAAAAAGAAGUUCUUUGUCAGUUGCCUCAUCUGGCUUUUGACUUUUGCAAUCUAUGUUGGUUCCGCAAUAUAUACGCCUGGUAUCCCUGGCGUUCAAGCUCAAUUCGGCGUGAGUAGCGUUGCAGGAACCCUAGGUUUGACUCUUUUCGUGGUCGGCUACGGAAUAGGUUCGGCCUAUGAUAUGGUCCCCAUUAUCCGAAAUUCCAAUGAUAGGCCGAAGCCCAACAUACGUCUUGACACUAUUCGUAUUCGUCUUCUUCAACUUCGGCGUCAUCUACGCCAAAAACUUCGGCAUGCUUCUUGCCUUCCGAUUUUAACCGGCUUCAUCGGUUCUCCUGCCCUAGCAACAGGCGCCGCAUCAAUGGGAGAUAUCUGGAGUCCCAGAAUCCGCGACUACAUGAUCGGUGUCUGGGGCAUGUUUGCCAUCUCAGCGCCAGUUUUAGGUCCCAUGCUCGGCGGUUUCGCGUCCUCCGCGAAGGGAUGGACCUGGACAAUUUGGCAGUUGAUGUGGGUGUCUGCUUUUGCUUUUGUCUUGCUAUUUUUCGGUCUGCCGGAGACUUUUGCGCCGAAUAUUCUUGCAAGACGGGCACGACGAGUAAGACGGAUAACAGGGAACUCGGGGUAUAUGUCUGAAUCGGAGAUUGAAAUCAAAGAGAUCAAGCCGGUAGACGUUGUCUUUGAGGCGCUUGUUCGACCUUUCCAACUUUGUUUCGCUGAGCCGAUUGUUCUUCUGCUCAAUCUUUAUAUCGCUCUGAUCUAUGGUAUUCUUUAUAUCUGGUUCGAAGCAUUUCCGAUCAUCUUUGAAGAAAUUCACGGCUUUAAUCCAGGUGAAAGUGGACUGGCUUUCAUGGGUAUUCUUGUCUCGACCUGCUGCCUUACUAUCCCUGGGUACUUCUAUUGGAAAUGGAAAUAUCAAUCGAAAUAUUUCGACAAGGACGGGAAUAUCGCGCCAGAAUGGCAGAUGCCGCCUGCUUGUGUUGGUGCUUUUGCGCUACCCAUUUCAUUGUUUUGGUUUGGCUGGACUGGCAACUUUGCUAGCGUGCAUUGGAUCGUGCCAAUUAUUGCCUCGAUGUUGUUUGCGGUGGGUGGAUGCUUGAUUUUUAAUUGCAUUUUUUGUUAUCUGGCACAUGCGUAUCCGCGGUACGCUGCCAGUGUACUCGCCGGGAAUGAUUUCUUGCGUUCGUCGUUUGGAGCUGGGUUUCCGCUUUUUGCGUCGGCCAUGUUCCAUAAUUUGGGCGUUGGAUGGGCCUGUACUUUGUUAGGCUGCUUGACCGUACUUUUUGUGCCUUUUCCUUUCAUCCUGUUGUACCGUGGAAGGAGAAUUCGGUUGGCGAGUAAGUAUGCUCGACAUGAUAUUUAG